AAAUCUACCAGCAGGGGGAGCUACUUGCUGGCCAUUUCCCAGGAAAACCAAAUAAGGAAAUGACGUGCUGUCAGUGUGGCGAUGUCCUCAAAUAGAAAGUGAGUGAAACACGCUGAGGAGGACUGCCAGAGGUCCAGCGGACACUAAACCAGGAUGGGGGACGUGGCGGAGGACAAGUCCAGCUUCUACUCCAAUGCGGAGGACUACUGGAAGGAAGUCCCGCCCACCGUUGACGGGAUGCUCGGCGGCUACGGCAGCAUCUCCAGCAUCGACAUCAGCGGCUCCAAGGCCUUCCUCAGGAAGUUUCUCGGGGACGGCGAAGGGAAGACGGGGACGGGCCGCGCGCUGGACUGCGGCGCGGGGAUCGGCCGCAUCAGCAAGCGGCUGCUGCUGCCGCUGUUCCGGACCGUGGACCUGGUGGACGUGACCCAGGAGUUCCUGGACAAGGCCCGGGCGUUCCUGGGCGACGACGCCGAGCGGGUCGGAAACUACUACUGCUGCGGCCUGCAGGAGUUCAUCCCAGAACCGGACCGCUACGACGUCAUCUGGAUCCAGUGGGUCAUCGGUCACCUGACCGACGACCACCUGGUGGCGUUCCUGCGGCGCUGCCAGAAAGCCCUUCGUCCCGCCGGCCUCAUCAUCAUCAAAGACAACGUGUCGUACGAAGGCGUCGUCCCCGACGACGUGGACAGCAGCGUGUGCCGGGACCUGGACAUCGUGCGGCGCCUGGUGGGCCGGGCCGGCCUGCGGGUCGUCCACGAGGAGCAGCAGCUCAACUUCCCCAAGGAGAUCUACCAGGUGCACACGCUGGCACUCAGGUAGGGGGCGGAGCCUGUUGCCACGGCGUUGCCUGUUGCCACGGCAACACCCUCACCUGGACAGUUUUUAAGCUCCCCUUUUCAGGCCUGAUGUGAACUUUCCCACCUCUGAGGCUGACAGAACGGUUCUGGUUCUGGUUCUGAAACAUGAAGCCAGAUACGAGACAAACAGAUUUAUUGAUGCUCAAACCGGAACCACAGGCUCCGGGUCAGAACCAGGGCUCGGGUCAGGACCAGGUCUCGUUCUGCAGGCGGCCCGUCUUCUCCAUGGCGACCAGCAUCUGCUCCGCCUCCUGGGCGGACACGCCCCCUUCCUGCUGGAAGGCGAACUGCAGCGCGUCGCGCACGGCGGCCGGCAUCUGCUUGGCGUUCCUGAACAGAACCAGAAACCGGGUCAGGAACGUUUGAACCAAUGGGUCGAAAUAAAAACAGCAAAAACACAAA
Xiphophorus couchianus (Monterrey platyfish) is the source of this 1262-nucleotide messenger RNA. It is a transcript of the gene ntmt1, whose product is annotated as N-terminal Xaa-Pro-Lys N-methyltransferase 1. Lineage: Eukaryota; Metazoa; Chordata; Actinopteri; Cyprinodontiformes; Poeciliidae. Gene Ontology annotation, molecular function: N-terminal protein N-methyltransferase activity. The transcript is spliced from 4 exons. The record is from RefSeq and is a predicted model, not a curated record. Bases 154 to 822 code for a protein of 222 amino acids. Gene Ontology annotation, cellular component: cytoplasm. Gene Ontology annotation, biological process: N-terminal protein amino acid methylation.